Molecule: messenger RNA, 972 nt
Organism: Salvia hispanica
Lineage: Eukaryota; Viridiplantae; Streptophyta; Magnoliopsida; Lamiales; Lamiaceae
Source: RefSeq, a predicted model, not a curated record
CUCACAAGCUUAUAACUUCGUCUGCACACCUUCUGCGUGCGGCGAUAUUCCCCACAUCAAAUACCCUUACCACCUCAAGGGCGACCCCAACCACUGUGGCUAUCCCGAGCUUGAAUUAGUAUGCGAAAACGUCACCUCCAUCUACCUAAAUUCCCACCAAUACUAUACCAAAGCAAUCAGCUACAACACCUCCACCAUAAGGCUGGUUGAUGCUUCCCUCAACAGCCAAGACAACUGCUCUUUCCCAACCUCUUCUGCAUAUUCCUACAACUUCACCUAUGGUGACCCUUGUCUCUUUCUAACAAAGGAAAUCUACCCAAUUAAUCUGAUGAGGUGCCCAACUCCAUUGAAGAACUCCUCCCUCUUUACGUAUGUUACUACUCAUUGUGCUUCCCUUCCCAGUUCCCAAUUAUACUUAUAUCAAGGUAGGACACUUGAAUGCCUAUGAGAUACCACACUUGUGCACACUUGAUCUUAUAGUCAUGACUUCAUGGCAAGAAUUUAAGGACUUGAACUCAUCAUCAUAUGUUUCACUUUCUCAAAUCCACCAAUCUCUCUUGUAUGGAUUUGAACUUGAAAUCUGCCUCUGGUGCAAAACAUCCUUGUUGUGGGCUGUGCUCUCAACUCUUGUGGUGAUUUUAGGUCUGUUAUGUGCAGGGAUAUGUGCAUGUCUCCCUUUUACGUUGUUUGUGUUCGUUUCCCUGUCAAUAUUCUUAUAUAGUACUUCGUUUGGACCAGCAAUUGAAGAUAUAGACAGAUAUGCUGGAUUUAACAUUGGACUAGUCCUAGGCUUCUACUCUGUAACAAAAUUCAUCAUUUCUCCUUUAACUUUAUGGUUUUUGAUCUACAAAUUUCGGAGAAGGCAUUUUUCUGUGUACGAGGAAAUAGAAGACUUCUUGCAAAGCAAUAACGAACUCACGCCAAUUAGGUAUUCCUAUUCGGAGAUUAAAAGGAUGACCAGGGGUUUUUGAG